ACAAAAAUAAAUAUACUUUAUUUACUCAAAUAGUAGAUAAAUAAAAAUCCUCUGUUCCUUCCUUCUCCCACAAAUCAAACAAGUGACUUUUUAUAUUUAUCUUAUUAAUUCUGUAGUCUCGAGAUUCGCUUUUUCUCCUGCUUACUUCUUUUUAUCAUCUUCUCUUUGUCGGUUUGAUUUGGAAAAACUUUCUGCAAAAAAAAGAGAGAUUCUUAAACUUUUUAUCUCAAGAUCCUUUCAAAAAAUCUGAAAAGAGAAGAUUUUUAAUAAAAAAGAAUGGUUGAAACUGGUCACCAUCAUCAACAUCCACCGGCACCGGCUGCAGCCGGUCAUCCGCCGGUUCCAUCCAUGGCGAUGGCGCGUAACAUGGGAACCACUUGGCCUCCGGCGGAGCAACUUCAUCAUCUUCAAUAUUGCAUCCACUCUAACCCUUCUUGGCAUGAGACGGUUGUACUGGCUUUCCAGCAUUACAUCGUUAUGCUCGGGACUACUGUUUUGAUUGCCAACACACUAGUGUCACCAAUGGGUGGAGAUCCUGGUGAUAAAGCGCGGGUUAUCCAGACUAUAUUGUUUAUGUCGGGCAUAAACACGUUGCUACAAACGCUUAUCGGGACAAGGCUUCCCACGGUUAUGGGAGUAUCGUUCGCGUAUGUUCUUCCCGUAUUGUCUAUAAUCAGAGAUUACAACAAUGGUCAAUUCGAUUCCGAGAAACAGAGAUUCCGACAUACUAUGAGAACGGUACAAGGAUCAUUAAUCAUUUCUUCAUUCGUCAACAUCAUAAUCGGAUAUGGUCAGGCAUGGGGGAACUUAAUAAGAAUCUUUAGUCCCAUCAUUGUUGUGCCCGUUGUUUCUGUUGUGAGCCUUGGCCUAUUCCUUAGAGGCUUCCCACUGCUUGCAAACUGUGUGGAAAUCGGUCUACCAAUGCUGAUUCUGUUGAUCAUCACACAGCAAUAUCUUAAACAUGCAUUCUCAAGGAUUUCUAUGAUUCUUGAAAGAUAUGCUUUACUUGUUUGCCUGGCUAUCAUAUGGGCUUUUGCUGCUAUCCUUACUGUUUCUGGUGCUUAUAAUAAUGUUUCUACCGCAACAAAACAAAGUUGUCGAACUGAUCGUGCCUUUCUUAUGUCAUCAGCUCCCUGGAUUAGAAUCCCAUAUCCAUUCCAGUGGGGGACUCCGAUAUUCAAAGCGAGUCAUGUUUUUGGAAUGUUUGGUGCUGCAAUUGUCGCAUCUGCAGAGUCUACCGGAGUAUUUUUCGCUGCAUCUAGACUAGCAGGAGCAACAGCGCCUCCAGCACAUGUCGUCUCUCGUAGUAUCGGUCUACAGGGUAUUGGUGUGCUCCUUGAAGGAAUAUUUGGUUCCAUUACUGGCAAUACCGCGUCCGUGGAAAAUGUCGGUCUCCUUGGCCUCACACGAAUAGGGAGUAGACGAGUGGUGCAGGUUUCAACGUUUUUCAUGAUAUUUUUCUCCAUAUUUGGUUUGUCUUUCAACCCUCUAAUCAGUCAUCUUGACUAAGUAUAGAAAGUAGCCGUUCAUGGGUUUUAAAUCCGCGUGUUUUCAAUGAUCUUCAGGAAAAUUUGGCGCGUUCUUUGCGUCUAUUCCGCUUCCAAUCUUUGCAGGCGUAUACUGUAUACUACUUGGAAUCGUUGUUGCUGUUGGAAUAUCGUUUAUACAGUUUACCGACACUAAUUCGAUGAGAAACAUGUACGUCAUUGGUGUCUCUCUCUUCUUAAGUCUUUCCAUCGCUCAGUACUUUCUUGCCAACACUUCAAGAGCAGGAUAUGGACCAGUUAGGACAGCAGGAGGAUGGUUCAACGAUAUACUUAAUACGAUAUUUGCUUCGGCUCCGUUGGUGGCGACCAUUCUUGCGACCAUACUAGAUAACACGUUGGAAGCAAGACAUGCAAGUGACGACGCAAGAGGAAUCCCGUGGUGGAAGCCCUUCCAGCACAGGAACGGAGACGGCAGGAACGAUGAGUUCUAUAGUAUGCCCCUUAGAAUCAACGAGUUAAUGCCGACACGGUUCCUUUGAAGACUGCCCCUGAACGUUUCUUCUGUAUUUGGAAAUGUAAGAUAUGAUUAUGUGCAUACCUUGUAGCUUCAUUGGGGAAAAAUUGAGUCCAGUGGAUACAAAUGAACAUAGGCCUUUGAUGGAAAAAGCUAUUUUUUUGCAAACUAUAUAACUUGUGUUACUAGAUUACUUUGCCUUUCAUAUCAUUAGCAUACCUUUUGAACAAGUGCUUUAUACCACAUAUACAAACAAUUUUUGUUCUUUCAUUGUUUCUUAGAGCAGCUCCAAUGCAAGGUUCUCUCACUAUAUUUGUGGAGUUCUCUGAUUUUUUGAUAAAAAA
Molecule: messenger RNA, 2345 nt
Organism: Arabidopsis thaliana (thale cress)
Lineage: Eukaryota; Viridiplantae; Streptophyta; Magnoliopsida; Brassicales; Brassicaceae
Gene: PDE135
Product: Xanthine/uracil permease family protein
Exons: 13
Coding region: 277-1509 (410 amino acids)
Biological process (GO): transmembrane transport; monoatomic cation transmembrane transport
Cellular component (GO): membrane
Molecular function (GO): transmembrane transporter activity
Source: RefSeq, marked reviewed